UUGAUAAAAAGGUAGAGCAUGUUCAUUUGCCCCCCACACCCACUGCUCUUUUUCCUCGACUUCGCCCACCCUUUUAAAGACCAGAAAAGCGGGAGAUGCGUAUAGAGACCGCUGUCGCAAAACCCCUCAGCCACAGACAGAGCAGUGGAAAAAGAAACAUGCAAUCAUUCAUGGUGAGCUAUUUGGGGAUGCAAGUCCACCCAGAAGCUUAAGUUUGUCAGCAAGAAGAGGAUUAUUGAGUUUAACAAGAGGAAAAAUGAUGACGGGUAAUAUAUUUCCAGAGCAAAAUCUUGAGAAGCGAAUAGGGAAACAAAUGGGAUGCAUGGCUGGCUUCUUUCAGAUCUUUGAUCGUCAUCAGAUUCUUUCCGGCAAACGCCUUUACUCCACUAAGCGCCUCCCUCCCACGCCAACGCCGGCAGGUGAAACGACGACGGAGUCAGAGAAAGAAUUAGAUAAGCAGCCACAAGGUCGAAUAUCAGCAUCACCAGACCGUUCGAAGCAAACUCCGGUGCGGGAACCUACCACGCCGACUGGUAAUCACGGCAAAUCAUCUCUUCCCCUUGCAAUUUUUGAAUGCAAAGAAGGUAGCGCGAGGUCGCCAUGGAAAUUUAAGGAAGCUCCACGGCUUUCUCUUGAUAGCAGAGCUGUCGUUGAUGCUAAAGGAAGCCUUAAGCCCCGGGAGAUCCGUACGAACGCCUCCAUUUUAUCUGCCAAACGAUGCGAAAGUAGCAGAGUAGAAUAUGAGGCGGAUGAUAGCUAUAAACAAAGGUCACCAAGCGUAAUAGCGAGGCUCAUGGGACUGGAACCGUUACCGGAUUUGAAUCCUGAACCGGACAGAAAAUUGGAGCUCCAAAGGUCCGCGUCAGAAGUAAGAGGUCGAGAUCUGUUUCAGCAUCGUUUCAUUGAUGGAGUUAAUUUCCGUUCAAAACAAAGCCAGCAACCAAAUUUCCAGAACGGAGGAGUUUCGAGCAAUGUUGUAAGAGAAAAUGGAGCCAAACAAGAUCGUGUAAACCUCAGUAGAUCAGAAAGCUUCAGAAAUGCUAGAACUGAACCGGUUCAAGCUCCAGUUCGAGGAAUGGACAGAAGAAAAUGUUUCUACGAUUCAGCAGAUAUCUUUGCCGAGCGAAAACAGACCGCUUCCGUCUACGGAGAGAUUGAGAAACGUCUUAAGAUGAGAGGAAUCGAUGAGCCAUCGAAAGAUCUCGAGACUCUAAAGCAAAUCCUCGAAGCUUUGCAGCUCAAAGGCCUUCUACACACCAAGAAAUCUCCGAGUCAAACGAAUAACAGGAACUCUGUUUAUCAACAUGAACAAUCUCCAAUUGUCGUUAUCAAACCGGGAAGCCAACCGACUUCUGCCGUCAGAAGGAUUGGCAAAGAUUCGCCUCCUUCAAGUUAUCGGUCAAGACCAGGACCUCACCGUAACUUGAAUAUUGACUCACCGCCGAUUAUGAGUCCGAGACGUGAUCUGCCGGAGAUUAAACGGAAUGUCCGGAACCAAAGCAGGGGUAAGGGCUCGAUUUCUCCAGGUAGGAAUGACUGUGGCGUCAGGGGUCCCAACAGAAGGCCACUGAGUGUAGAAACGCAGAGGAGAGGUAGUGGUAAUGUAGAGCAAAGAAGAGUGACUCCGGUUCAGUCCCCUCGGGUCAAAGUGAGAAGAACCGGAUUAGAUCAUUUGACCGAUAUAUUACCCCGAAACAUGAAACCAACACCUGAGAUUUAUGAUAAAGAAGAGAAGGUAUUUAUUCCAGCGGAGGAUCAAGCAUGUAUUGUUUCAGAAAGUAGCAUUAGCUCGUCUUCUCAAACUGAUACGGAGAAAUCCAAGGUGGAUGACUACAAGGAAGGGAACAGCCUUCUGGAAAGAUGCGAUAAGCUUCUUCACAGCAUUGCAGAGAUGGCUGCUGCCGCGGCUGAGUUGCAGCCGAGUCCGGUCUCCGUACUUGAUUCUUCGUUUUACAAGGAAGAGUCGCCUCCUUCCCCUAUCAUGAAACGGAGCAUUGAUUUCAAAGAUCAACUUGGUGAAUCAGAAGAUGAAAUGUGGAGUCCUGCAACCUUAUCCCUGGAAUCAAAAUCCGAAGACAAAGCUGCUGAUGAUUGUGAUUUUAUGUACAUUUCUGAUAUCCUUAGAGCAUCCCAUUACUUGGAUCAUGGCUCCAAUGCCUUUUUAUUGCUGGAGAAGCAACAAUAUGUGAAGGGCAAAGACACUUCCAAAGUCUCUAGACUCCAAAGGAAGCUUAUAUUCGACACCAUCAAUGAAAUUCUCAACCGAAAGAAGCAAUUACAGCCAUGGAAGCUCAUCUCCGUCACGAAUUCGGGGUCCGGGGAGACUUCGUUGCAACAAAUUUGGUCUGAAUUCCAAAAUAUCAGAGAGAGGGACACAUCGGAUGACUUGCUUGAGGUCAUUGGUGGCGUGUUAAGAAAGGACCUUGCUGAGGAUGCCAUCAACGGGUGGGAAGGUUGCCCCUUAGAGAUGUCCAAAGCGGUUCUCGACAUCGAACCACUAAUAUUUCGAGACCUAAUCGGCGAAACCAUUGGAGAUCUUGCUGCUUUGGCUGGGGAAAGUAAUGACAUCCCAGCACAUUGUAGGAAGUUGGUGUUCUGAUAGCGACCUGAUGAAAAAAGAGAGUGGCCUUUAAAUUAUUCUUCUCGCACUUAACUUCGUAGCUUAUUGUUCUUCCUUUCCCUUCUAAUAUAUAUGUAUGAACACCCUUUUUCCGUGGAAUCUUUCAUUUGCCUAAAAU
Molecule: messenger RNA, 2738 nt
Organism: Hibiscus syriacus
Lineage: Eukaryota; Viridiplantae; Streptophyta; Magnoliopsida; Malvales; Malvaceae
Product: protein LONGIFOLIA 1-like
Exons: 4
Coding region: 257-2599 (780 amino acids)
Biological process (GO): regulation of monopolar cell growth
Source: RefSeq, a predicted model, not a curated record